Molecule: messenger RNA, 3037 nt
Organism: Trichoderma harzianum CBS 226.95
Lineage: Eukaryota; Fungi; Ascomycota; Sordariomycetes; Hypocreales; Hypocreaceae
Exons: 2
Coding region: 469-2925 (818 amino acids)
Biological process (GO): nucleoside metabolic process
Molecular function (GO): catalytic activity
Source: RefSeq, a predicted model, not a curated record
GAUGGCUUAAGCGUUACUUAUUUUCCCCCCUCUUUCCUCCAAAUGUUAUAAUAUGGGCAGCGUUGUUUCAUCUCCAAACAACAGCACGGAUUCAGACGACUGCCUCAAGCUCGUCUUGUACAUAUUGCCUAUCUUGAAAGAGCUCACCAGUCACUUGGAGAAGAGUUUGGAUCCACGUGAUAGGCGAUAUGGGUAUUUAGGCAAUAUAUACACGGCCGCCACGGUAUUGAACGGCCAUCUUGGCGCCAUCAGAGAAGCCGAAAAGACACACUGGUUCGUAGGGCAGAUCGCAAGUUUGGCCGACUUACUUGAGGAAGUCUUUGACAAUGUUAUCAAUUUUACACUACUCCAAAAGGCACAUGUAUGAAGCCAUCAGAUACUGGUAUAGCUUAUCCACCUUGAUGCCGCUAACUGACCGAUCUCAAGGAAUCUCAUGACCCAUCAUGCAGGCACCCUCGGCUUCGGGCUAUGCAAAAGCUUGUCCCCAAGUCUGACAACUGGGAAGAAGGAUUAGCAAGAUUACAUAUUAUACCCAUCGAAGACCAUACCAUCGCAUGGGGAUCUCUACAAGAUGCCUUGGAGAAGCUGUCGGAUGAUCUUCAACGAUUCGGAGAUGAUGUACCGAGCAUUGACAGACCACAACCACCCAUGACUUCCCUAGAACCAUCAGGUGAACUCGUUGCAUUCGCCGAUCGCGUCUUUUCCUCGGUGCACGUAACUUGUAACAGGUGUGGAAGUGCACCUCAGCGUGAAGUAAGGCUUAGGAUUGGAACCUACAGAAGGGGGAAGCGACGUCAAGACCAAGAGGUGAACUGCUUGAGUAUAUUGCUCGCGCCCGAUGCAGCUGAACACAACUGGCAUGAGAUCUCAGUUCACGACAUUCAACAACCGAGACGAAAAGCGAAGGUCGGGUUUGCUGGGCUAGAAGGGAUACCAAAGUCCACAGAACUAUGGCGAAUUGACAAUCCAAAGACUUAUCAAUGCAUUUGCACCCUCUUAGAUACUCAUUCAAAAUCCAGAUCCGAAUUCUGGAGGCUGAACAUAAUUUUGGGCCCUAUAGGUGAAGGUAUGCAGAGCCAUAAGCCUGAUGAGAGAAGACACAAGCGUGAAACAUUACAAGAAGAAGUGGAUCUCAACACUCUCAUAUCAUCUCAAGCCAAAAGAUGGACAGCAAUGGCAAAAUUCACUCUCAGCCUCACGCUCUGCUACUCUCUCUUCCAUUUCUAUGGGGGAUCCUGGACGAAAGAACGAUGGAGCCGAAAGAAUAUCGUAUUCUUCGGGGACGGCACACAGUUCCCUUUGCGACCCUUUUUAUCAUCUGAUCCUCAAAAGUUGGGUGGUCCACUAUAUGAUCCGGAUGGCUACCACAAGUAUCCCGAAUUACUUGAGCUCGGCAUGACUCUGCUUGAGAUCCACCUUGGGCAAAAAUUGGAGUCAUACCUGGGGUACGAAGAGGACAUUACCAACUACGACGAUCUUUGGUGCAAGGCUUUGGAACUAUUCAAAGAGUUGCGGCCCGACUUCAUUUCGACUGUAUAUCGGGAUGCAAUCCAAAAAUGCCUGAUGGCAAACUUUUCCAUUAGUGACGCGUGUGAUGAGCAAAUGCUGCGAGACUCACUUUUCAACGAUGUCGUGAAGCCUCUUGAAGCAGAAGUCGGGAUGAUCUUUAAAGAGUUCUUGUCGAUGGAUGCCCUUGAUGAAGAAGCAGAAAGGAAAAUUAACCUUGGAUCAAAAGCAAAGAGCAUGAACCGUCAUGCUCAUUCCGGAAUCACUAACACACACUCUCUUCAAUCUAAUUAUGAUGAUACUUCUUCCCUCCUGAAUAAGCAACGCACAUCACCUCAGCCUCAAAAGGCCGUUCUUACUAUCUCUACGGUCCGUUUACGUCCAGCUUCCCGCGACGAUUUCGAAAUCGCAAUUGUCUGUGCGCUGCCGCUCGAAUAUGACGCCGUCUGCAUCCUCAUAGAUGAGUUUUGGGAUGAGGAUGGCGACCAGUAUGGAAAGGCUACGCGAGACCCAAACAUAUAUACAACUGGGAGGAUUGGCAAGCAUAACAUUGUUCUAGUACUAUUACCAGACAUGGGAAAAGUUGGUGCGGCCAGUGCAGCCGCAAGUCUUCGAUUGAGCUUUCCAGAACUGAAGCUCCUCCUGUUAACUGGUAUAUGUGGCGGCGUACCUAGUCCUGGAACUGCAAAGGAGCUUGUUCUUGGAGACGUCGUUCUGAGUACGUCUGUUUUCCAGUACGAUUUCGGGAGACGUCAUGGCGAUAAGUUCGUGCCCAAAGAUACCUCAACAGACAGUCUUGGAAGGCCCAGCAAAGACAUCCGAAGUCUGCUCAAAAUUUGCGACACAACCCGAGGACGAAGACAGCUUGAGAAGCAGGCAGCCUUCUACCUGGAUUAUAUACAGAACAGCGCCUCCACAGAACACUCUAUAGAACAGUAUCUGAGUCCCGGAGCUGCAAAUGACAAGCUGUUUGAGGCUACUUACAUCCACAAACACUACGACGAACCACAAUGUCUCUGUAAGAGUCCUCAUGAGACUUGUGAUAAUUCUCGAAAAUUAUCUUGUCAUAAAUUACAAUGCGACGAGAAGUUUCUCGUUGAAAGGCGUCGGAUAAAGCAUAAGCUUCAGCUGGAACAACAAGGAUGUCGCAAGGAGGCUCAAGCACCUGCGAUAUUUCUCGGAUCCAUAGGAUCGGGAGACACGGUAAUGAGAUCUAGUGAGGACCGCGAUCGAAUCGCGGAAGAACACGAUCUCAUCGCAUUUGAGAUGGAGGGGGCGGGCGCUUGGGAUGAGCUCCCUUGUAUUGUUGUGAAGGGCAUUUGUGACUAUGCUGAUAGCCAUAAGAAUAAGAUAUGGCAGCAUUUUGCUGCUGCUACGGCAGCAUCGGUUAUGAAAGCCCUUCUUGAGAAGUACACAUAGAUAGAAAGAUUCUGAUAAUACUGUGAUAGAUAAAUUGUAUCAUUGGAUGAUAGGUACGCGGCACGCAUAGUUGGGGCAAUGCCUGGUUUGCAUUCCACAGCCUUGUUUCUCA